This is a messenger RNA of Cydia pomonella (codling moth), 2699 nucleotides long. It is a transcript of the gene p115, whose product is annotated as general vesicular transport factor p115. Bases 137 to 2533 code for a protein of 798 amino acids. Gene Ontology annotation, biological process: transcytosis; vesicle fusion with Golgi apparatus; endoplasmic reticulum to Golgi vesicle-mediated transport. The transcript has 11 exons. Lineage: Eukaryota; Metazoa; Arthropoda; Insecta; Lepidoptera; Tortricidae. Gene Ontology annotation, cellular component: ER to Golgi transport vesicle membrane; endoplasmic reticulum; Golgi membrane. The record is from RefSeq and is a predicted model, not a curated record.
UCAAAAGUUGUGACAACUCCUUUGACGUGUCGAAUAUUUGGGUUAACACGAUUACAUAUUUCGCUAUUUUAUGUCCUAAUUUACUGUGUAUUUCAAGAGUGGUGUAUGGUGUCAGAAGGCAAAUAGAAGAACUACGAUGGAUUUCUUGAAGAGCGGCUUAAAAACCGUUCUGGGGGCGCCGGAGCCCGGCCAAACUCCGUCGGGUGCGGAAACGGUAGAGCGUCUAGUGGACCGCGUGAACAACUCCACUUUGCUGGAAGACCGGCGGGAUGCGUGCCGCGCUCUCAAAGCUAUGUCGCGCAAGUACCGAGUGGAUGUGGGCGCGCAUGGCAUGGACACACUGAAACAGGUCUUAGAGCUAGACCGAGCAGAUAAUGAGACCAUAAACUACGCCCUCGACACCCUCAACAACGUAAUGUACCCCACACAGUUCGAGGAGGAGGAGGACAAUCCUCACGUGCCCAUGAACAUCGGCGAACAAUUCACUGAAAUGUUCAUCAAAGACCACCACAACAUACAACUAGUUCUAGACUUAUUAGAUGAGUUUGACUUCAGAGUAAGAUUGUCAGCUGUACAACUGCUAACUUCUUUACUGACUAACAGACCGAAAGACAUACAGGAGAUCAUUCUAGUAAAACCGAUGGGUGUAUCCAAAAUGAUGGAUUUAUUAGGAGACCCACGGGAAGUCAUCAGAAAUGAGACGUUGCUAUUACUUAUUAAGCUUACUAGAGGAAACGCUAAUAUACAGAAGAUAGUCGCGUUUGAAAAUGCCUUUGACAGACUUUUUGAAAUUGUGUCCUCGGAAGGUUUUUCCGAUGGAGGGAUUAUUGUAGAAGACUGUCUGUUGUUAAUGUUGAAUCUGUUAAAGAAUAACAGCAGCAAUAUUAACUUCUUUAAAGAAGGUAGCUAUAUACAGAAGAUGUUACCAAUGUUUAACACUCCGGACGAAUCGGAAGACUAUGGUUGGUCACCGCAAAAGGUUUCAAAUGUACAUUGCAUGUUGCAAAUAGUUAGAACUUUAGUGUCACCAAGCAAUGCGAUUCAGAUUAUAUCAAGCUGUCAGAAGAUUAUGAAAAACGUUGGUCUUUUGGACGCUUUAUGUAAUAUUCUUAUGGCAAGUGGGGUACCGGCGGAUAUAUUGACAGAAACGAUCAAUACAGUCGGGGAGGUGAUAAGGGGGGACGUGGUGAACCAGGAGUUCAUGGGGAGCGUGAUGGCGCCGUCCAACCCGCCGCGCCCGGCCAUCGUGGUGCUGCUCAUGUCCAUGGUCAACGAGAAACAGCCGUUUUCUUUAAGAUGUGCCGUGCUAUACUGUUUCCAAUGCUACCUGUACCACAAUGAGAUGUCGCAAGCAAGCUUGGUGCAAACGUUACUGCCUUCUUCCUCCGACGUUUCAAGCCUCACCAGUGGUCACCUGUUAUGUGGCGGUCUGUUCUCCUCCGACGUGCUCUCCAACUGGUUCGCGGCCGUGGCGCUCACACACGCGCUCAUCGAGAACCCCGGACAGAAAGAACAGCUGUUACGAGUGUUAUUGGCAACCAAUAUCGGGAGUGCUCCAGUGUCUUUGUUGCAUCAGUGCACGCUCACUUUACAGCAGACUACUAAAUUGCAGCCUAAGGUGGCGCUGCUCAUGCUGCUGGCGCAGUGGACGGCGCACUGCGCGGCGGCGGUGGGCGCGUUCCUGCGCGCGCCCGGCGGCGUGGCCUACCUCGUCACCCAGACCUGCUCCAACGAGCACGACGACAACGAGUACCUGCUGCAAGGUCUCUCAGCAUUCCUCCUAGCCAUCUGCAUACACUUCAACGACGACUCCGUCGAGAACUACUCCAAAGACUCCCUGAAACAGCUCCUCCUCAAACGGAUAGGCAUCGAAACCUUCACGGCGAAGCUGAGCGAAGUGACGAAGCACGAGCUGUAUAACAAGGCGGCCAAGCAUCCGCAGUUGAGGGUGAAAAUGGCCUCGGAGAUACUUAUAGACUAUGAGUUCUGUAGACUGUUCAAGGUGCUGGAGAGCGUAGUAACACAGAGCCUAACGGUGAAACAAGAAAACGGCACCGCUGAACCAGAGCGGGCAUCUCCUGAUGACGCAACCUUAGAUCAGUAUAAGAACCUCAUAAGGCAGCAGGAUGCAAGAUUACAGCAGCUCAUGCAGCAAGUCGAUGGGCUGAUACAACAUAAUAACCAGCUACAGAGUGCCCUAAACGACUCAAUAGCCUCAAAUUCCCACCUCAAAGACGAGAAUACACUGUUGAAAGCACAAGUAUCCGCCAACCCUGUGAGGGGCUCGGACUCGGAGUACGAAGCCAGGCUCAACCAGUUAACGUUGGAGGUGACCAGGUUAGAUGGGGAGUUGGAGAAGGCGAGAGAAGCUGAGGCGAAGGCGGUUCAGGAGUUGGAGAAGACGAAGAAGGACCAGGAUGACUUGCUCGAGCUGUUGGCCGACCAGGACACGAAGCUUGCCGAAUACAAAGCGAAGCUGGCAGCGCUCGGGCAGCCCGUGGACGACGCCCCGGACGCCCCCGCCCUCACGUAACGUUGCCCGCAUACGUAAUGUUACGAUCAUUCUUGUUACUACGGAGAGGACCCACUUGCAAAAUUACCCUGUGUUAAUCAUCCGUUUGAAAGCGCCGGUGGCCUAGCGGUAAGAGCGUGCGACUUGCAAUCCGGAGGUCGCGGGUUCCAACCCCGGCUCGUGCCAA